This is a messenger RNA of Glarea lozoyensis ATCC 20868, 3264 nucleotides long. RefSeq lists its product as uncharacterized. NCBI's taxonomy places the organism in Eukaryota, Fungi, Ascomycota, Leotiomycetes, Helotiales, Helotiaceae. The record is from RefSeq and is a predicted model, not a curated record. The transcript has 2 exons. Bases 1 to 3264 code for a protein of 1087 amino acids.
AUGGGUGUUAUGGAAAGAUUGAACCUUGAUGAACAGGAAGGGGGAGGGAAGCUCGUGGCUUUGGAAGGCGACAUCGAUACGAUAGCAACUCAGUUGCGGCUGCUACCGCCGUCACAAAAAAUCCUAGUCUUACCGUCUUUCGUCGACUCGCUCCCUCCUCGAUCAGCCCAGUAUCCGUUUGAUGCUCGUGCGUUUAUUCGCGAUGUCUACUUAGCCUUUGCGGAGCGAACCGACACAGCACAGUCCUUUCUUAAAUACUCGAGCCCCAGCCAGCCGCGAGUAGUGUUCAUGAAUGGUGGCAGCGUCUGUGCGCGAUCUUCUUGUAUCUUAAAGAUAUCCGAGAAUAUCACAAACGGCGAUGUCUAUGAAGCGGAGCUGGUUUUCAACGAGAUCGCGCAACAUGGUGUUGCCAACAUAUUGGCCCAAGACGCAACCGACGAUGAACUAGAGACUUUGAAGGUCAAUGGCGCCGAAGACCAUGGGGAAGAACUAGAGCUCGGCGAAACAGAUUCGAGAAGAUCUCUUGAGGUUGGACGACCUGAGAAUCUGACGCUGAAACCGAAAACCACGACCGAUGAGUUGGAAAGAGAGGCCGUCGCUAUACAAAGCAAAAUUGACAGCUUUCAAGAGGUGUAUCAUACCCCGCAACAACACAGCAGCGAUCCUGCCAUACCGGGGACAGCUAACGAUAUUCCUGAACUACAACCAAAUUCUUCGGAGCAACCAAGUCAUCAAUAUUCGUCACUCACAAAGACCAAUGGCUUGCUUGUUGGUACAAACCAGGCUGAUAAAGCUGGGGAGAUGGGCUCGACUACUCGAGACAGCCUGUGCUUCUUAGACUCACGGUCGCAUCACGGCCGUCGACACUCCUUCGCUGAAACCAGAAAGAGUUACUUUUUUGAAGACAACUUAGAAGAUGGUGAUUUUGACGAAGAUGACGGUCUUUUCUCGCUGUCUCCGACACCAGGGGUCAUUUUCGGCGAGGCAGAGCUUGUAGAUAUGCAUACCGGCUCUACCGAGAAAGAACUGAGAAGAGUCAAAUCGGCAGAUACAAUUUAUACCAGCAUUUCAAGCUGGCCAAAAAUGACGCAAAGCAUUCCUGCUUUUCUCAGACAUACUACCUCGGCUUUUCUGUUAGGAAGACCUGUAUCCUCUGUGGGCUUCGGCGCCCAAUCGUUCCAAACGCUCCCUAAGAGGACUUUUACGCGAGCGUCUCAGACAACAAUCAAACGAUCACCACCUCCAACAAGGACUCCAAGUACUAUUUAUGAGAACGAUGGUCAAGCUACUGGUCCAACUUUAGUGGACCGCGGUACAGCCACAGCGGACGAUAUCAUAGAUGAGGAUCAAUAUGAUGAGGACGAAUACGAAGAAUACAUUCCAAUUUUUCCUUUGGUGGAAGAUCUCGUGAUCCAGUUUACAGACUCAUCUCGUAACCCAGUUUUGGACUCAGUUAUCCGGUCUUAUCGAGACGGAAGCUACCCUCUGCCACCCCCCUCCACUGAAACAAUAUCCAGCCGUUCGUCGAGCCUGCCACUCCAGGAAAAUCUAGCCCGAGCCGAGGAUACUUGUGGAAGCAGUGGUGGCAAAAAUCCAGGCCAUUCUUCUCCUGUUCCGUCUCCGGUGCAAUCUGAAGUUGACGAUCCUGGAUACGAAUCUCGGCAUUCGUACGACCCUUAUAGCUCAGAUAAUCGUCCGCUUUCAGGUAUGGAUGUGAAGUUGGCUCCACCAGGAAGACUAGCUCGUGCUGAUAGUGGUGUUCAAAUGCCAGAUCCUCCAUCACCGAAGUUUUCAAUUACAACUCCUCCGAAUGAGCCCAUCGACAAGUUCAUUGAGCUCUCUACAGUAGACUCGACUGGCACUAUUUUUCUUCAGGAUUCCCUAAGAAGAUUAUUCAGUAUACAUCUCCCAGCCGGUGACCCAGGUUACCGUCAACAUAACUUCACGGUGUCUCCCGAAGCAGAUCGACUGUGGAAACCCGUAUUUAAAAACGACGAGACAUCAAGUGUGAACAGCGAAAGCAACACCGUUGACCAGAUCAUAUGCCUUGGGUGCGAGACUGGGGUUCGAAAGGAGUUCUUCAACCAGAUUUCGGGUCACAUUGAAAGACUUGGAAUGAAGAAAGACGGCGUAAGCAGAAGCGCAAAACUGGAUAUCACAUAUUUGAUUGCAAAUAUGAUGCAGACCUACUGUGCCCUACCGUUGACCGUCCAAAGCACGUUUAAUCCACUGAGCGAUCCUACCAUUCUGGCAACUUUACUCGUUCCCCAGAUUGAGGCUUAUCUUGCAUGCAAUGCAACCACGCGCCUGUUGAUCCUUCACUAUCCUAUCAGCCAUCUACCAACGAUUUUUGCGCUUCGUCAGCUUCUUGGGGUAGAAACUCUAAAGAUCGCUGGAAUUCUCAACACUCUCGCAUCAGAUCCACCAUCCAGCGUAACGAGUCCGCGGACGCCUUUGUCGAAAUACAAUUCUAAUUCAUAUUUGGGCGAGCCCACAUCCCCUCUUCGCCAAAAGGCUUCGCAAGCUGGGUCCCUCCGCAGCACUAACCGCAAGGAUUCUUUUGUAGGCGGCUCACCUACCCCUGGUGGUCUUCACCGCUACGCUUCCGAGCGAAAGCUCUCGUCGACUGCCAUCUCCUUUUCUAAAGCCAAUCACUUGCUUCCAAGCACCGCAACAGAUACUGAAAUUACAACAUUCCUUUCUGGUAUCUGGAAAUGUUUGAUUGACAAAUCUUCCUUCUAUGCGCCGGAGCCCAGCCCGGAACCAAUGAUAGUCGAGCGACUCCUCAGCAGCUCAUCACCGCCCAUGUCUCUGGUGUAUAAAGCCAGGGACGCUCCUACAUCGCGUGCAGGUACUCCAACUCGUCAACAGCCAACCGCUGAACGAGCACCUGCGCGCGAACGCGAACACAAUUAUCUUCCUUCCUCAUUCCGCUCCCCAACCAUUUCAUCCACCACCUCUUCAGCGGUUGCUUGCGAAGGCAAGAACUACCGUCUAACAGGAUCCACGAAAGUCGGCACCUAUGCUGCCUCAAUAACAAACACAAAGACUAAUGGAAGCGAGAAAAAGAGGAGAGCUGCUGAUGGAAGCUGGGAAAAUUUCUACAUUGGCGACGAGGAUAGUGAUGAUGAUGAAUACGAUAAGAUGACUCUAGGACGACAACACGCUAAGAUCGUGCCGGAAAUCAGAAAGAGUGGUCAUGCUACAGCGUCGGGUCCGAAGAGGAAUAAGCAGAAGGCUCUGAAGUGGCUAGGACUCGCUUAA